This is a messenger RNA of Hyla sarda, 3703 nucleotides long. RefSeq names its product vomeronasal type-2 receptor 1-like. NCBI's taxonomy places the organism in Eukaryota, Metazoa, Chordata, Amphibia, Anura, Hylidae. Gene Ontology annotation, molecular function: G protein-coupled receptor activity; olfactory receptor activity. The transcript has 6 exons. Gene Ontology annotation, biological process: G protein-coupled receptor signaling pathway. Gene Ontology annotation, cellular component: membrane. The record is from RefSeq and is a predicted model, not a curated record. Bases 1000 to 3591 code for a protein of 863 amino acids.
CAAAACUUUUUAUAUAAUGUAGAUAAUACCAUUAUAUGUACAUUUUGUAACAUACAUUGAUUUAAAAAUGUGUAUAUUUUUGGGUGAAAAAAAUCUGUCCCUGCAGCUAUUGCCUGGGUGUCUCUGUGAGGCGAUCAUAUACAGGAAUUGAGUAGAGGACAAGCAGGGCUCUGUGCAGGCUCCUGGCUUGUAAAUCAGCCUGAUGUGUGAGCCAGGGGUGUAUCACAGAGCCACACUGAACAGAGCCUUGCUUGUCCUCAGUGCACAGAGCCCUGUGUGGUGGCCCAGUAUGGGAGUUGUUACCCCGUACCCUUGCUUCCCUGUCAGGCAGCCUCCUUAGAGUGUCCCAGGGGACCCCUGCAUCUGUUCUUCUGUAAUUGCAUUGUGGUGGUCGCCUUGUGGAUGUGGUGGUCAGGAUGUUGCUGUGCAGGUUAUAAAGGGUGCUAUUAACCCUUGUCAGUCGUGACGCCAGGGUGAGGGUUAAAUGCUGAGUGUAUUGGCCUAUCACCACCCUUCCCAAGGACGAUAGGUGUUUGCAGAAUAAAGUAUUGUCCACAACCAGAGCUUCGCUGAAAACUUGCAUCAACUUUUACUGAAGAUUUUCUGUAACAUGCGAACAUACAAACAGUCUUUGUAACAGAGUCUAUGAAUAGCUUGGCUGAGAUUGACCGUUGGUCGGACUUUGAGUAAGUUCUUCAGCUUGCAGGAAUUUAGUAUGCGCAGAUCCGCUGGAUAUGGGGUUAAGUUUAGGUCCAGGGUCCUUGCCAGUAAUUACGGAGAAUUUAUAAGAACUCACUGUGUAAUUCAGCCGAGGCUGCAAGGCUUUGGCCUAGUAAUUGUCGUUGUAAGUUGCGGAGGUCCUACCUCAUUCAGUGACAGCAACCCAAGAGAGAGAAUAAUGGCCGCAGCUCCCUUAUAUGGGCAGGGCUGGCCGUUUUAGGAUUGGUCCACGCCAUCUGUCAAUCAGCCUCACAAAGUGUUGUGGGUAUCACAUGGCCUAUGAACCUCCAAAGGUCCUUUGCAUUAACCAUAGAGACUAAACCUCGUCACGUGACCCGCAGGUCCUGCGACACUGGCGCAAGGUUCAAUUUCCGGGCUUUGCGCUGGACUCGGGCCAUGAUGUUUGCCAUUAAUGAAAUAAAUAAACGAAAGGACAUUCUACCGAGAAUUACCUUGGGUUACCAGAUUUUUGAUACAUGCUUCACUAUCUCCAAAUCAGUUGAAGCCACAUUGACUUUCCUCACCGGGCAGAAUGAAACCCACCCAAACUUUCGCUGCAGUGCAGGAGCUCCACUAGCAGCUGUCAUUGGAGCAGGAGGGUCGGCCUUAUCCAUUGCCACUGCCAGGAUACUUGGCCUCUAUUAUUUUCCACAGGUGGGAUAUGCAUCUUCUUGCUCAGUUCUCAGUGACAAAUUUCAGUUUCCAUCUUUUCUCCGAACGAUACCUAGCGACCAAGCUCAGUCCAAAGGAUUCGCUGAUCUAGUCACAUAUUUUGGUUGGACGUGGGUUGGGACAAUAGCAGCAGACGAUGACUAUGGGAAAUAUGGUAUCAAGGUUUUCAAAGAAGAAGUUGAAAAAAAUGGUGUAUGCAUUGCUUUUUCUGAAACACUGCCAAGGAUCUAUAACAAAGACACUAUAGAUAGCAUUGUAAAGACAAUACGUGGGUCGUCAGCCAAUGUGAUUGUCAUCUUCUCAUCAGACAUUGACCUUAGUCCAUUAAUAGAAGCUCUUGCAGAGACUAAUAUUACUGGUAAAACCUAUAUAGCCAGUGAAGCCUGGACAACAUCCGCACUAAUAGCUAAGCCACAAUACUUCUCAUUUCUUGGAGGAACCAUUGGGUUUGCUAUUCGUAGAGCAGAAAUACCAGGCUUUCAGCAAUUUCUCCUUGACAUUCACCCUGAACAUGGGACUGAUGAUCUGGUAUAUGAGUUCUGGGAGGAAGCCUUCAACUGCACCUGGCCCACACAGAGAGCAGCUUUUUAUACUAAUAUAAGUAUAGAAGCAAUUGUGGCAGGACGAAGAAGAAACAUAUCUCCUCGUCUCUGUACUGGAAAAGAACAGUUUAAGGAUAUAUUGAAUACAUACACUGAUGUGUCAGAACUUCGCAUCACGUACAGUGUUUACAAAUCUGUUUACACCAUUGCCCAUGCCCUGCAUGAUCUAGAUGUGUGUGUGCCAGGAAAAGGUCCUUUUCCAUCGGCUGCAUGUGCAAAUUUGCUUGAUUUUGAGCCAUGGCAACUUAUGUACUAUUUGAAGAAUGCGAAAUUUACAGUUUUUACAAAUGAAUCCAUGAAGUUUGAUGACUCAGGAGAUGUAGACGGAUAUUAUGACAUAUUAAAUUGGCAGCGGCAUAACAAUGAGACAUUGUCUUUUGUAAAAAUGGGAUAUUAUAAUUACAAAGGAGCUGGAGCAAUUAAUGAACUUAAAAUAGACAACAGCUCAAUAUUGUGGAACACCCCGACUGGAUUGCCUCCAGUAUCGGUUUGCAGUAACAGCUGUAUUCCAGGUACAAGAAAAGGCAUUCGACAAGGAGAACCAGUGUGCUGCUUCGAUUGUAUUUUAUGUGCAGAAGGAGAGAUUACCAAUGAAACAGAUGCAAGAGAAUGUAUAGCGUGUCCUUCAGACUUCUGGUCUAAUUCUCACAGAAAUGAGUGUGUGCUGAAAGAAGUGGAAUUCCUUGCUACUGAUGAAGCUUUGGGGAUAACACUGAUAUUUCUUGCUGUGUUUGGUGCUUCCCUGGUUAUCGCCUUCACCGUCAUCUAUAUCAUGUAUAGAGAGACUGCCCUGGUCAAGGCAAAUGACCGCAGCCUGAGUUUUCUUAUUCAAAUCUCACUGGUGUGUACUUUCAUGACUUCAAUUCUUUUUGUGGGGAAACCAGAGGCAUGGUCAUGUAUGGCACGACAAACCACUCUAGCCUUAGGGUUUUCUUUGUGUCUUUCCUGCAUACUUGGUAAAACAAUUGUUUUGAUGUUAAGGAAGAGAGCUGCCAAGUCAAAAACGGCUGAAAAAACUACACCGAUAAACUUUAAACCUUUGUAUCAAAAAAUUGUUGCCGUCACUGGCUUAACAAUCGAAGUUGGGAUAUGUACGGCUUAUUUAAUUCUGACACCUCCUUGGGUUUACAAAAACAUGGAGUCCCAAAAUGUCAGGAUAAUUCUUGAGUGUAAUGAAGGUUCCAUAGAGUUCUUGUGCUCCAUGUUUGGGUUUGAUGUCUUCCUAGCCAUACUGUGCUUUAUAACUGCCUUUGUAGCUCGGAAACUUCCGGACAAUUUCAAUGAGGCUAAGUUUAUCACCUUUGGCAUGCUGGUCUUCUUCAUUGUCUGGAUAUCCUUUGUUCCAGCUUAUUUGAGCACAAGAGGGAAAUUCAAAGUAGCUGUUGAAAUUUUUGCUAUUUUGGCAUCAAGUUUUGGUUUACUUGGUUGUAUUUAUGUCCCUAAAGGAUACAUAAUUUUGAUAAAACCAGAGAGAAACACUGAAGAAAUUGUUGGUGGCAAAGCUGCCACUAAUGACAAAAGUGCUCCAGCAACAUCAGCUUCUAUAACUAGUGAGAUAAAUAGUACAACUAUAUCCACUGUUGUGCUUGAUGAUUAAUCUCUACGUAGUUUGACUGACGGCAACAAUGAUACAAAAAUAUUACAUUAAAAGUGGGGUCACACAUUGCGUAUAUGUAGCAUGUUUCACGCUGCGCAAAAUGUGUUGCACA